UUAAUAUAAGUAAAACUUAUUAACAAGUGCUCAAAUUGCACAAGAGAUGCUCCAUGCAAGUAGGAGAAAAAGAUUAUAAAAGAGACAAUCAAGAUUGACAUUGUAAUAACUAAACCAAGAAAGUGAGUGAAAAUGGAUUUGAGUGAACUUAGAAAAGAGGUUGAUGAGGUUGAACUUGAGAACGAGUUAGAAAUUGAUGUUGAGAACGAGUUAGAAAUUGAUGUUUCAUUUGUUCGUAUAAUUUGGGUUGAUCAUUCAGGACAACAAAGAUGUCGUGCAAUUCCUAGAAAGCGAUUCUACGAUGUUGUUGCAAAGAAUGGUGUUGGUUUAGCAUUUGUGAAUACAGUGUUGACUUCUUUUUGGGAUGGACCUGCACCUGGUUCUGCUGUAGGUUUUGUUGGUGAAUCAAGAUUAAUACCUGAUUUGUCUACAAAAACAACAAUUCCUUGGUGCAAACAAGAUGAAAUGUUUAUAGGAGAUCUGAAUGUUAAAUCUGGUCAAGCAUGGGAAUUUUGCCCAAGAGAGACUUUAAGAAGAGUUUCCAAAAUUCUUAAAGAUGAAUUUGACUUGGUAAUGAACUCCGGAUUUGAGAAUGAGUUUUUUCUAUUGAAAAACAUAAUAAGGGAAGGGAAUGAAGAGUGGAAACCAUUUGACUCGAGUCCUUACUGCUCCUCAUCGGCAUUUGAUGCAGCUUCUCCAAUACUUCGUGAAAUUACUUCUGCUUUACAUUUCAUGGGAAUUCCGGUAGAACAGUUACAUUCAGAAUGUGGAAAAGGUCAAUUUGAAGUGGUUUUGGGACACACCAUAUGUACUAAAGCUGUAGACAAUUUAGUUUACACACGUGAAACUGUUAGGGCAAUUGCUAGAAAACAUGGUUUGCUAGCAACUUUUGUUCCAAAGUACACAUUAGAUGAACUUGGUUCGGGUUGUCAUGUGCAUUUAAGCUUGUGGCAGAAUGGUCAAAAUGUAUUUAUGGCAUCUGAUGAAUCAUCAAAAUAUGGAAUAUCAACUUUGGGGAAAGAAUUUAUGGCUGGAGUUCUAUAUCAUCUUCCUUCUAUUUUGGCAUUUGUAGCACCACUUCCAAUCAGUUAUGAUAGGUUACAACCAAUGACAUGGGGAUCAUACUUAUUAUGGGGAAAUGAAAAUAGAAAAGCUCCCUUACGAGCUGCAUCUUCUCCUGAAACUCUUGGUGGUUUAGCUAGUAAUUUCGAGUUUAAGUUAUUUGAUGGUAUUGCAAACCCAUACAUAGGCUUAGCUGCCAUAAUGGCUGCUGGUAUUGAUGGCCUUCGUCGACAUCUUAUUCUUCCUGAACCUGUUGAUACAGAGCCAAAUCCUGAAAAACUUGAGAGAUUGCCAAAAUCCCUUUCAGAAUCUUUGGAAGCUCUCCAUAAAGCUGAAUUCUUUAAGGAAUUUAUUGGUGAUGAGUUGUUGACCACCAUAAAAGCAAUGCGAAAGGCUGAAAUCGAUUAUUACUCGAAGAAUACGGAUGCAUACAAGCAACUCAUACAUCGUUAUUGAGGGAUAAUCAUCUUGUUGGAUCUUUUGAUUUGUUUGUUGUUCCUUUGUUAUUUUUUUCAUUCUGUUGUUGAUUUUCUCUUGAUUUAUAUUGUCUUAGCCCUUGUUAGAGGUUUUUUUUGGUCAAGUACCAAUUGUUGUCACUUUAGUAUUUCAGGUGGAUUAUUUCUUAUUCUUAGUAUUUAUUUUUAAUUAAAAUAAAUAAAAACAAUGUUAUUGA
Messenger RNA from Vicia villosa (hairy vetch), 1735 nucleotides. RefSeq lists its product as uncharacterized. NCBI's taxonomy places the organism in Eukaryota, Viridiplantae, Streptophyta, Magnoliopsida, Fabales, Fabaceae. The transcript is spliced from 10 exons. The record is from RefSeq and is a predicted model, not a curated record. Gene Ontology annotation, molecular function: glutamine synthetase activity. Bases 133 to 1518 code for a protein of 461 amino acids.